CAAAUUUUUUUUAAAAAAAAUCUGAGCCUCGUAUUCCUCGGCGGAAUGCCUCACAAGAUUCCCCUUUCACUGUCAAAGGGUAGAAGUAGAACACUGUUUUCCCGCCAAAAAAAAAAAAAAUCUCCCCACCAUUCCUUUAAUUAAUUAAUGACCACUUUCAGUGCAAGCACUUCAGUGCAGAGACAGACACAAAUUUCACUGAGAGAGAUGAAGGGGGCAUCUAAGGUGAUCAUGGGUGCGACCCUGGUAAUGGUGGUGAGCCUCGCCAUUGUAUUGGGUCUGAUCUUGGUGCUGCUGGCUGACCUCUACUGCUCUCUCUUGCUCCGCCGUCGGAAAAUGAGGAAGUCCACCUCCAACAACAACCUUCCCACCACUGUGGCUGUGGUGACAACCGUCACCAAUGCUUCUUCUCCCACUCAAGAAACCCAAGAACGAUCCACCAGUCCUCUUAGCAGCUUCUACGCACAGGGGGUUCUUCGUCCUCCGACAAGCCUUCUUUUCCGUAUGGUUGAGCUUGACUCCACGAUUCUUGAAGUUCACGCCCAAGAAUCAAACCCAUAUCCUAAGAGGAUUGGGACCCUCUCUCCUCUGUCUCCUCCGUCAACUUCCUCUGUUGCAUCCCCAAACUCUGUUCCGGAAAUCUCAGUCAAAAUAGUCACCAGUGGUAGCACGACUUCCAACGACAAGGCUUGUGGUGGGGACGGUAGUGGGGAGCGUGGUUUAUUGUACAUUUCGAAUCCUAUCUACGACAACGACGCAGGCAGGGCAAGCACUCCGUUCGAGACGCCAGAUACCUCCCCGUCACGUUUAGAAGAUGGUAGUUCUUCCGACGGUGAUGAUGAGAAUAAGAUAGCCCCGCUGUCUUCUGAUUGUCCCCGCUCACCCCCACUAACACCGAUGAAGAAGCUCCCUGCACAGGCUUGCUCUGUUUCUCUCAGAGACGCCAUAGGCACUUCGAGUAACGAUUCUAACAGCAACAACCGCCUCUCCUCCGCUUCUUCUGAUUCUGCAUGCACUUCUCCUUCAUGGUAGUCUGGGUCGAAUUUCUUCCAAAUUAGGCGAAAGUUGCAUUUUUUUUCAUCUUUUUUCUGCGUUCUAUGAGAUGGGUUUGUUUCUGUUUGUGAAUAUGGUGAUGGAGAUGGUAGGUGUAACAGAAAAAGGGAAAACCUGUCUUGCUUUUUCACUCCAGGCGUGAGGGACGGCUCGACCACCCAAGCCACGCCCAUGCCUUGACUAAAAUUUCCAACUUUCU
Rubroshorea leprosula is the source of this 1252-nucleotide messenger RNA. Lineage: Eukaryota; Viridiplantae; Streptophyta; Magnoliopsida; Malvales; Dipterocarpaceae. The record is from the annotation of a GenBank genome assembly.